AUGUCUCCGAAACCAGAGAAGUUGGGACCGAAUGAGUAUAGUUGCUCUAAAUGUGGGAAGUCUUCCCAUGAAGCGAACAAACGAUUGAGCAUCCGAAAGCUUCCGCCGGUGCUCAGCUUCCAAUUCAAGCGGUUCGAGCACAAGGUUGGCGACAAGUCCGCAGCCCAAAAAAUCGAGGCUCCUGUUCGCUUUCCCUCCACCAUAAACAUGGCACCAUACACCACGCUAGCAUUGGACCCCAGAGAUCAGGAAGGCAAAGGUGGCGGAACAUCGAAUCCCGUGUCGUCCGCCCUCCCUGGGCCUCGGUCCAUGUACGAAUAUGAUCUCUUCUCCGUGGUAUGCCACGAAGGCCAGAUCAACAAUGGUCACUACACGUGCUUUACGCGUUCUCAGGAUGAGCAGUGGUACAGAUUCGACGACGACAAGGUGACACACUCCAGCCUCCAUGACUGUCUCGGGUCCCAAUCAUCAGCGUAUAUGUGCUUUUAUGUGAAAAGACAUCUCGAUUAUGCGCCAUAUGUGACACCAUCUUAUAAGGUCACGAGGGAAGCGGAGGCUGUAAAGGAGAAGGAGCGGGAGCGGGAAAAAGAGGCAGCCCGUAUGCGAGAAGUGGAAGAUGCACUAUUGGCAACAGUUUGA
Molecule: messenger RNA, 639 nt
Organism: Fibroporia radiculosa
Lineage: Eukaryota; Fungi; Basidiomycota; Agaricomycetes; Polyporales; Fibroporiaceae
Exons: 7
Coding region: 1-639 (212 amino acids)
Cellular component (GO): nucleus; cytosol
Molecular function (GO): cysteine-type endopeptidase activity; cysteine-type deubiquitinase activity
Source: RefSeq, a predicted model, not a curated record